Messenger RNA from Exaiptasia diaphana, 3715 nucleotides. RefSeq names its product protein CLEC16A. The record is from RefSeq and is a predicted model, not a curated record. Gene Ontology annotation, cellular component: late endosome; endolysosome membrane. Gene Ontology annotation, biological process: endosomal transport; endosome to lysosome transport; regulation of autophagosome maturation. NCBI's taxonomy places the organism in Eukaryota, Metazoa, Cnidaria, Anthozoa, Actiniaria, Aiptasiidae.
AGCAAGAUGGCGGCGAUUUGUUGUAUCAAAAGUAAAUAACAGAGCUUUUACCCUGUUAAUUUGUCCAAAAUGUUCCAACGUCAGAAAAACUGGAUCUCUGACGUAUUGUGGAAGCCUAAGAAAUCUCAUUCACUGGAGCAACUAAGGUACCUUCACUAUGUUCUGAAUAAAAACUCGGUCAUCAACGAGACGAAUCGAGGACUUUUGGUGGAGUCUUUGCGUUCGAUUGCAGAGAUAUUGAUAUGGGGUGAUCAGAAUGACAGCAGAGUAUUCGAUUUUUUCCUUGAGAAGAACAUGUUAAUCUACUUCCACAAGAUGAUGAAUCAAARAUCCAGCAAUCAAAUCUGUGUCCAGUUAUUACAGACUCUUAGUAUCAUGUUUGAAAAUAUCCGUAACCAGACUUCGUUGUAUUAUUUGUUAUCAAAUAACCACGUCAAUUCGAUUAUAAUUCACAAGUUUGACUUCUCUGAUGAAGAGGUUUUAGCGUAUUACAUUUCAUUUUUGAAAACUCUGUCUCUUAAGCUGAAUACUCAGACUAUUCACUUCUUUUUCAAUGAGAGAAAGAAUGACUUCCCUUUGUACACUGAAGCUCUUAAGUUCUUUAACCAUUCUGAAAGCAUGGUGAGAAUAGCAGUCAGGACGUUAACACUGAAUGUAUACAGAGUUGGUGAUAAGAACAUGCUGGAGUUUAUUAGAGACAAAACAGCAGACCCUUAUUUCUGGAAUUUAGUUUGGUUUAUUGGGAGCCAUGCAAUAGAACUUGACAACUGYGCUCAGAAAGAAGCUGACCAUCUAAAGUGUGAUCAUCUCAAAGCACUUGUAGCUGAUCAUCUUGACCAUCUUCACUACCUUCAUGAUAUAUUAUCACUAGACAUCCAUGACAUUAGCAGCAUUUUAACAGAACAUCUKCUAGACAGACUACUUAUUCCCUUGUAUGUAUAUUCAACUGUCAAAGACCGACAUGACACUGAACUUGUAAGUAUAAAGAUGAAAUACUUCAACCAGAUUGCUAAACACUUUUUCUCAMUUUUUGUGUUUGUUCAGCCAAGGAUUAGUGCACUGGUAUCGUUGUUCUUGUUGUCYCAGAUUCUCCUCAUUAUGAAUUAUCCUCCCCUUGUAUCAAGUCUUAUUGAUAUCAUAUUGAAUGGUGAUGAAGCUGGGUCUAAAACAAGCUCUGCUGCAAGUAUAAGAACUUUCCAGUGUCCAGAGCAGACCUUAGAAGAGUCUCUAGUGGCGUAUGGUGUGAAUACAGAAGGUUACAUGUUUUUAGGAAAGUCUUCAAUGGUUUCUUUAUCACGUGAUAGACCCAGCUCUGUGCAYGUGGCAAACUCUAAAUUUUAUGUCAAAGAUAAAAGAAAAACGGAAGGAGGAUUUCUGGAAGAAAAGAUUGAUGAUCCACGAUCAACAGUAGCAACUAAGCUGAAUGGUGUUGCAGUAGCAGUGACAGAGACGCCACUAGCAGUGUCAGAGGGAGAAGUCGAUUCUUUGGGCGCCAUAACAACAGGAGGAGGGGACAAAAAACGAUUGGCGAACGAUGAAAAACCUUUAAAAGUGCCAAAUGACCAGUUGUACUUCAGUAAGAACUCACGAAUGAUAGUAAAGAGUUUUGUGCGCAGAGCCAAAGACUUUAAAUCUGACAGUAUAUUCCUUGAUGCCAUUCGGUCAAGCUUGGAUUGUAGUGACAAUGAUGGUGAGGCGCUCUUUGCUUUAUGUCUUCUUUAUGCUGCUAUCAAGAAUAAAGGUGUGGACAAGCGACUUCUUCAUGCUGCUGGCAUUUCAUCCAUUGAGGAAAACGUUCCUAGAGUGAGAACAGUAACUCUAGAAAUGGCAAUUAUUGUACUAAAAGAGCUUGUAUUGUACCGCCAAGACAGCGUAAUGGAGGCGUAUUUGAAAGAUCGACAUCUAGCACUUGUAGAGAAUAUUAGAGAAGCAAGUACUCUUCAACUACGGCAUUUCUACAAGGAAGAUGAAAUAUUUCUUGAUAUGUUUGAGGAUGAAUACAGACAAAUGAAGAUGAAACCGCUGAAUGUUCUCCAUUURAUGAUGGACGCAACUUUAUUAUUGCCUAUUACUGGUACUCCGCUGACCGGUAUUGAGUUUUCUAAGCGACUGCCGUGUGGAGAGGUUGAACACACUAGACGAGCAAUUCGUGUUUUCUUAAUGAUGCGUGAAYUAUCACUAACGCUUCUGCAGAAGACAGAGACCAGGCUCCCUCUGUCAAAAGUAGAAUAUUCUGUUCAGUUGGAAGAUGUACUGGAUUUGAAUAACAGUGAUUUGAUAUCAUGUACUGUGGUGAUGGACGAUAAGCGCAUGCGCAGGUUCUUAGUCAUCGAUGARGCACAGUUCAUUCUAGUUGAGCCUGACACCAGCAAGUUGGGUUGGGGCGUGGUCAAAUUUGUUGCUCGGCUUCAGGACGUCGAGACGUCGCCAGAUAAAGAAGACAGUCGGUCGCUUUUCAUCACGAUUCAUCAACCUUUUGCCGCUAGAAGUCUCACAAAAGUCAGAACUCGACCACUUUUGUCGGCCAAGUUUGUGUUCGAUGAUUAUAUACGAUGCAUGUCUGCAAGGCAGAGAUUGCAGAGACGUCGCACAAUGCUUAAGCAAAACAAGCUGCAUAGUAUUGCACAAUUACUGGAGCUGCCAGCUAUGGCGACACCCCCGUCACAUUACUACACCAUUACUCCCCCUGAUUACAUWAACUUAGGRUCAGGAAAGUCAAAUCAAACAKCGCCAACGCGUUCUCAAGACGCAGACGGUGGUAAUGAUGKAAGGAGAGAAAGAGCAGACGCYAUGUCGACSAUUUCUAAUCCUGGCCAGUGUUUAUCACCAAGCUCUAAAACACGAACUUCGUCGCUAGCGCAGGCRCAUGCCUUGGCGCUUGUUYUAGAGCAGUCGCCUCCACAUGAUAGCAUCUCGGAAACAAGAGUCGGCGAAAAUGCUAUUUCUAGAGUAAGGACCAUAUCUGUGGAGGAAGCAGAGGARGCGCUGGAUAUGGAACCUAAAAACGGACGAAACCUGUCACUUUCGAGGGUCCAGGAACAAGAAUCAAUAAGUGAUGGUUCGAGCUCUGAAACUUGCAGCCGUGCAGAAUCAAUUGAAAACAUUUCUGAAUGUCGAUUUGUUAAGACAAAAUCUUACUCAGCACCACCCACCCCUCGUGGUGGACGACACCCUCCCCCUGUGGACGCCAUUGAUCUUGACGGAAAUGAAUUGGUGUUGCCAACAUCAUCUUGUCUGUCAGAUCCAGCUAUUUAUUCCUGUAUGGAAUGGGAAACACCAAGUGUUCCUAAGAAUGACGACKCUAAAACGAGAAACAAUACAAAAUUAGGACGAAGAAAGGGCAAGAAGAAAGGACAUGGCAGACGACGGAGCACGAAAUAGAUUGGGAUCCCUGUGGUAGAAUUGGGAAUAAAAGACGUAAAUGAAAAUGGAUGAGAAUGGAUACUGUCCUUAAAYCCUUGUAUACAGUAAACCAAUCCAAGAAAUAUUAUUUAAAAUCUUAUAUUUUAUAGGAUACAAAAUAUACAUCUCAGAAUUCCACAUAUUUUUCAAGGAUAUAUAUAUAAUACGCGUCCAACUUGUUCGUUACUCAAAUCUGAUCUUAUAAAGUAUUUGGCAUUUAAAGAAAAAAAUAUUUGGAAUUCGUGUGAUAGUGAAAGGGAAAGAAAAUACACAUAGAUGGAAUAAGAAAGUUAAUAAAUGAUUGUUAAACGGG